AUGUCGGACUCACCGUGGAACGCCCCCGUGCCUGGUCAUGAGUCCUUAAAAGCUCCUAAACCCGCUGCCCACACGCAACAUGCCAAGAAGGAAGAGCACGUGGUGUGGAAUGCUGCUGCUAAACCGAAAGCCGGCACGACUGAGAAGAUCAAGGACAAGACGCGGAAGGUGGUGGAGGACGCCAAGGACGUCACCGCCAAGGUGACGAGCACCGUAGAGGGAUACAAGAACGAUAGUGUGGCCAAGGUGAAGAAGCUUAAGGAGGACCGGAAGGUGGCCAAGGAAGAGAAGAAGGCGGACAAGAAGGCGGACAAGAAGGCGGACAAGAAGAAGGCAGAAGAGUCAGCCGGUGCCUGUGGAAUCUGUGGCUGCACUGUCAUGUAA
Peronospora farinosa is the source of this 384-nucleotide messenger RNA. The record is from the annotation of a GenBank genome assembly. NCBI's taxonomy places the organism in Eukaryota, Oomycota, Peronosporomycetes, Peronosporales, Peronosporaceae.